This is a messenger RNA of Mus pahari (shrew mouse), 762 nucleotides long. RefSeq names its product pyridoxal kinase-like. The coding region runs from base 1 to 741 and encodes 246 amino acids. Gene Ontology annotation, biological process: pyridoxal 5'-phosphate salvage. The record is from RefSeq and is a predicted model, not a curated record. Gene Ontology annotation, cellular component: cytosol. The transcript is spliced from 9 exons. Lineage: Eukaryota; Metazoa; Chordata; Mammalia; Rodentia; Muridae. Gene Ontology annotation, molecular function: pyridoxal kinase activity.
AUGGAGUCUCUACUGCCGUGCUAUGCCCAUUGGAAGGGCCAGGUGCUGACAUCCCAGGAACUGCAUGAGCUGUAUGAAGGUCUCAAGACAAAUAGUGUCACUAAGUAUGACUACGUGCUCACCGUGUGUGACCCUGUGAUGGGAGACAAGAGGAACGGGGAAGGCUCCAUGUAUGUUCCCCAGGAUCUCCUUCCCGAGUACAGGAACAGAGUGGUACCCGAGGCUGACAUCAUCACUCCCAACCAGUUUGAGGCAGAGUUGCUGAGUGGCAGAAAAAUCCACAGCCAGGAAGAAGCACUUGAGGAAAGGAGAGUGAUGGACUUGCUGCACUGUAUGGGUCCUGACACUGUGGUCAUCACCAGCUCUGACCUGCCCUCCCCACAGGGCAGCGACUACCUGAUCACGCUGGGCAGCCAGAGGAUGCGGAAGACUGACGGCUCCACGGUGACCCAGUGCAUCCGGAUGGAGAUGUACAAGGUGGAUGCUGUCUUUGUGGGCACAGGGGACCUCUUCACUGCCAUGCUUCUGGCAUGGACACACAAGCACCCGGACAAUCUCAAGGUGGCCUGUGAGAAAACAGUGUCUGCCAUGCAGCAUGUCCUGCAGCGGAACAGCCGGUGUGUGAAAGCAGAUGCAGGAGAAGGACAGAAGCCUAGCCCGGCUCAGCUAGAGCUGAGGAUGGUCCAGAGCAAAAGGGACAUCGAGGACCCCGAGAUCGUCGUGCAGGCCACAGUGCUGUGAGGACCACACACACUCGCCCUG